Megalopta genalis is the source of this 1783-nucleotide messenger RNA. It is a transcript of the gene rswl, whose product is annotated as tRNA methyltransferase roswell. The record is from RefSeq and is a predicted model, not a curated record. Lineage: Eukaryota; Metazoa; Arthropoda; Insecta; Hymenoptera; Halictidae. Gene Ontology annotation, cellular component: mitochondrion; nucleoplasm; nucleus. Gene Ontology annotation, biological process: positive regulation of mitochondrial translation; mitochondrial tRNA 5'-end processing. Gene Ontology annotation, molecular function: tRNA binding.
AAAGUAGGAGUAGGAGAAUUACUCAUCACAAAUGGGAUUGGACGAAGCCAAUGGAUUUCUAUUGGCACUCCAUUGGAAUCGUCCAAUACCAUUUGCGAAGUCUCCUCUCCGUCACUUGGAGCAGAUUCCGAGCAAAAUCCCUAACAUCAUUGGAUACACUAGAUACCAAUGGACACACUGAUCUUGAGUGGAAAUUCCAAGAAUGGUCAAACGUCGAGAACUCUGCCCGCAGCCACUCUCGCACGCCAACACCAACAAUUGAGACGCCUCUUGUGGAGAAAAAGUGAAACUCCGUAGCCAGUUUCAUAGAUGCCGGUUUAAAUCUUUAUUCACGAAUAUUACCAACCUAACCUUAACCGCGUGUGCACAUGUACACUAAAAAAUUGGAUUUGAGAAAAGAAAGAUAUAAAUUCUGCAUAAUUUCAUAGUUUGUAUCUAUAUAAGUUAGUUUAAUUGUUGUGCGAUAAGUUUUUCAAGUUUCAAGAUGUUUAAUAAGACAUUUCGGGGAUGUAUUGUUAUUUCGAGGAAACCUCAUUUAAAUACUUGUAUUUCUAUAAUACAAAAUAAAAGUGUAAACACAAUAUUUACACAUUCGACACAGAAACACCAUUUUAAAUAUUGUGCAUUAAUAACACGAACAUACUCUGGAUUGAAUAAAUCUAUGGAAGUGACUCGACAGUACAGAGAAAACGAUGAAAAGAAAUUUCAAAAAUUUCUUGAAGUUCCUGAGAAUCGUUUAAUAUUUCAGAAAUUAGAAUUAGAAGUAGAAAACUAUCGGUAUUCAAAUGGCAGAGUACCAACUAAGCUACGCCCUACAGACUGGUUACUGUUACUUGCAAUAACUAGUAAAACACAACAGAGAGGAUAUUUAGAGUUUCGUUGGAGAAUUGAACAAGUGAAGGAAGAUGCAAAGAAAAUGAAACAAAUAACAGCAGAUAUAGAAAAAUCACAUGUACCAAUAGAUCAAAGUGGUGAUAUUAUUCGUUAUGGUUUACACUUUAACACAAUGUUCUUGCGUAUAGCAAAUAAAAUGAUGAACAAUUUUUACAAUAUGAGGUUAAUGAAUGCUAUAUUAUAUGAACCAAGAGUAGUAUAUGAUCUUAGUUAUGACAGUUAUAUGUCAGUAUUUGAAUCUUAUAAUUGUGCAAAGCAAUUAGUGUUGGCAUUUGCACAAAAUCGAAAUCACAAAAGUCCCUUCAAUUUAUAUUUUUGCAAUGCUGAUAAAUCUACUCUUGUGAUGAGACAGAUGCAUAAAAAUAUACCAACAAUGUAUGAUGAUAACUUCCCAUUAAAUAUUACUGAAAAAUCAUACUUAGAUAUAUUUGACAAAGAUAAAUUAAUAUAUCUCACACCAGAUACGAACCAAGUACUACAAAACUUUGAUGCUGAUAUGGUGUACAUAAUUGGUGGCAUGGUAGAUAAGAUGCAUCCUAAACGAAUUUCAUUUGCAAAAGCUAGAAGUGAAGGAGUUCGGAUGGCCCGAUUGCCUCUAUCUGAACAUUUGCCAUGGGGGACUGGAUCUACAAAGAAUCUUCCUUUGAAUCAAGUUCUAGGCAUAUUAUUGGAUCUACAUCAUACAAAUGAUUGGGAUAUAGCACUGAAACAUAUUCCUAGAAGAAAAUUGAAACCAGCAAGACUUCUUGAAAUGCGUAAGGAAAUGGCUAAAAGACAAGAAAUUAUAGAUUUGUUAACGAGCUUGGGAUAAUUAUUAGUGAUAGAAUUAAGUUGUAAAAUGAAAAAUAAGAUGUAUAUUUAAAUAAUUAAUACACAACAGUAAAUUUUA